GUCAUGUGUCCCCUGAACUUCGGACAUCCGGAAGUAAAUAAGUGAUCUCAUCGCAAGCCCGGUUGCUAAGCUGCAAGUGUAGACUGGGGUCGCAAGCAGCCACACAAACAUGAAAUCAACAACAAGGACUGAAGGAGCCAGACAGAAAGCAGAUUAGUAGUUGGCAUCAACUAGCUAGCUACUGAUUUCGGUCUUAACCAUUCUCUUUUCACCAAUCAUAGCUAGAGAUAUUCUGGUGGCAAUUAGCUUAAAAUGCAGCUUCAAGAGAAGCCAACAGGGGACAUGAAGCAGAGAAGUUGACAUUUUAUGUCUAUUCUGCCACCAUCAACAAUUUGUCAUACAAAAUAUUUUCCCUUUGCCUCUUGUUCUUUCAUUGGAGAGAAGCUAAAGGUCUCAUCAUACAGUCUACACACCUGACGCAGUUAGCUCUGUGUGAAUAAUAACAACACUGCUUUGAGUGUUGGACGCCUAAGAAUCACCAUGGCUGUGGCCAACACCACCAAAACAUCAUGGAGAUUACAGGAAAUUGUAGCCCACUCCAGUAAUGUGGCGUGUCUGGCCCUGGGGAAGAACUCUGGCCGUCUGCUAGCCACUGGGGGAGAGGACUGCCGAGUCAACAUCUGGGCAGUCAGCAAACCCAACUGCAUCAUGAGUUUGACAGGCCAUAAUAACCCAGUAGAGUGUGUGAAGUUUAAUAACUCUGAGGAGCAAGUGGUGGCUGGCUCACAGUCCGGAUCACUGCGUGUAUGGGACCUGGAGGCUGCAAAGAUCCUAAGAACUCUAAUGGGACACAAGGCCAAUAUCUGUAGCUUGGACUUCCACCCGUUUGGGGAAUACCUGGCAUCUGGUUCCAUGGACACCAACAUCAAGCUGUGGGAUGUACGGAGAAAGGGCUGUGUGUUCAGGUACAAGGGUCACACUCAGGCAGUGAAGUGCCUGGCCUUCAGUCCCGAUGGGAAAUGGUUGGCCUCUGCUAGUGAUGACAGCACCAUCAAGCUGUGGGACCUGACUGCAGGGAAGAUGAUCACAGAGUUCACAGCACACACCGGAGCCAUCAACAUCAUCCAGUUCCACCCCAACGAGUAUCUGCUAGCGUCAGGCAGCUCUGACAGGACCAUCAAACUGUGGGAUCUGGAAAAGUUCAAGAUGAUUGGCUCUUCAGGGGGAGAGAUGGGACCCGUCAGGUGUCUGGCCUUUAACCUGGAUGGCUGCUGUCUGUACAGUGGAGCUGUGGACUCUCUCCGUGUGUAUGGCUGGGAGCCCGAACGCUGCUUUGAUGUGGUGCCAGUGGGCUGGGGCAAGGUGGCAGAUCUGGCUAUCUGCAACCACCAGCUGAUUGGCGUGUCGUACAAUCUGGCUAAUGUUUCGUCCUACGUGGUGGAUCUGACGCGGGUGAAGAAGUCUGGCUCUGUGAUCCAAGGCGUAAUCCAGGACGACCAGCCGCUCACAGAGCCCUCCCCGAAAGGAUCCACGUUGCGACGCAACUACGAGCGACCCCUGACCACCUGCAGCACACAGAGGGUAAAGCAGAGUUCUGAGUCAGAGCGGCGCAGUCCCGAGGGGGAGAUGAGGAGCCCCAGCAGCGAGGACGAGAAGGAAUCCUCCGCCGAGAUCCGUAACCCCGAGGACUACAAAGAGAUCUUCCAGCCAAAGAGCGCCAUCUCUCGCACCCCCCCAAAGAAUGAGCCCUUCCCUGCCCCCUUAGAAGAUGAGAGUUUUGUGGUGAGGGCUAACCAAGGGCUGGUGGAGGUCAUGACUCCUAUGACUGACAGACAGCAGUGUGUGUCGUCACUGCAGCCCGGCCUGUUGAAGAACCUUCCAGUGGCAUCGUCCACUCCGAUCCUGAGGGUGGAGCCUACCGUGGUCGCCACGGCGCCCUGUCCCAUCCCAGUGGUAACCGCACGGCCGCCGACUAACCACCCCCCCGCACCCCACCCAGCCCCCCCACCGGUCAUUGCUAUGGCGAAGGCCAAACCCCAGCCCAGCGUAAUCCUCUCCUCCAGGAAUGAACCAAUAGGACUCAACGUGGGAGAUUUCCUUCCUCCUGCUCGUAACAACCGGCCCAGUGUGCUGGGUGAUGACGAGGCUCUGGCCCAGAUCAGAAAGGGUCAUGACACCAUGUGUGUGAUGCUCACCAGCCGACACAAGAACCUGGACACCAUCAGAGCCGUGUGGGGCAGCGGGGACGUCAAGACCUCCUUGGACUCUGCGGUCUCGAUGAAGGAUCUCUCGAUCGUCGUGGACAUUCUCAACAUCGUUAACCUCAAACCGUCGCUAUGGAAACUGGACCUGUGUACCUCUAUCCUGCCCCAGAUUGAAGAGCUGCUGCAAAGCAAGUAUGAGAGUUACAUGCAGACGGGUUGCACGUCUCUGAAGCUGAUCCUGAAGCGUUUCUGGCCUCUCAUCUCAGACACGCUGACAGCGCCCCCCUCUGUUGGAGUGGAUAUAACACGGGAGGAACGCCACCAGAAGUGCAAGGCAUGCUACAAGCUGCUGAAGAACCUCAGCGACUUGGUGAAGAACAAGGCCGACCAGGUGGGUCGCCACGGCAGCACCUUCAAAGAGCUGCAGCUGCUCAUGGCUCCACUGGACUACUGACAGUCGACUAUGCAACUGGAGACACGCACAGAUUCUUCAACGGCUGACCACUGUGCUGUGAGGACUCAAGUCUGACUGACGGCUGCAUUCUGUCAUCCACUUGAGUGGUAAAUCAGGGGACAAUCCCAGAUUCACACUGCGUGUGGAUGGACUGAAGCAGUGGACUCAGAGACCGGGUGGGAUAGAAGCCCAUGUUUAGAACUCACUGUGUGGGACUGGGCACUUAUGAUUCCUUAAUCUGUAUGUGAGAGAAAUGAUGUCCUCUGUUACCUUAACUUGCCCACCACAGAUGAGCGCACAAAACACCUAUGGGCCAGAUUUCAAUCCGAUUGUGGGUUAUAGGCGUUGCGGCUUUUAAAAAAAGCAAUGUUCACACGGAGAUCGCCUUUAAAAGCCGCAAUACCUGUGUUCAGGUGCACUGUGUUCUACUUAAAUAUUCUCUCUACAUUCUGUACCUGAGAUGUCAACCCUUGAUGCACUAUUUGAAAGUAUUGUUAACGCUAAAAUAACAUGUUUUUCAAAUAAAGUCUAGUUUUAUCAAUUCCAGAAA
This is a messenger RNA of Oncorhynchus mykiss (rainbow trout), 3148 nucleotides long. Its product is annotated as katanin p80 WD40 repeat-containing subunit B1. Lineage: Eukaryota; Metazoa; Chordata; Actinopteri; Salmoniformes; Salmonidae. The record is from RefSeq and is a predicted model, not a curated record. Gene Ontology annotation, molecular function: microtubule binding. Gene Ontology annotation, cellular component: katanin complex. Gene Ontology annotation, biological process: microtubule depolymerization; microtubule severing.